UCGACUACCCAGCAGUUGAAGGGCAUUCAGAGCGCAGAAAAAUAUCGGACAGUAAAACUGAUUUAAGUGAAGACAAGUUCACCGUUACAACUAUAACUAUAUAUAACUGUAUAAUAAUAUUUAAUCAUAUACCCUAUGGACAAGAACCAAAUAUUCGUAUAAUUUCACCUCUGAUGUAGUCAAGAGUCAAAAGUAGAGGUGGAUUUUGAUAAAUGCAUAUUGCUUACAGGUAUGCAUUUACAUAUGCAUAUACUCCUCUCAUCACAACUUCAUCAAUAAGAAUACAGUGAAGGAGACAUUAUGAUCAUACCGGUAUGUAGUAGUGGAAAUUAACAGAAUAUCUUCAUGUCUAAAGAAAUGGAAGAAAAUGGCAAUAUGCCAUUGAGUGACAAUUCCAAGGAUUUAGUUCCAAUGAAACAAUACAACACAAUAAGCUCCAAGGAAGGAUCGGAUACAGACAACCUAGUCGAGACGAAGCACAGAGUGUCAUUGAAUGUCGCUGUUAAGCUGAGGAUUGCAGCCAUUGCCACAUCAUUCUUGUCCAUCUUUGUUACACUUGCCCUUGGUGUGGCUACCUUAGUUAUUGGUUUCCAAGAAAACAGUUCUGCUUCAUUUGGCUUUGCAUUGACAGCAUUAUUAGAUGUGAUGUCAUCAGCAGUCGUGUUGUGGAGAUAUUAUGGUGGAGCCGAAAAGGCCCUUUACUCUCCAAAGAGAGAAUUUAUAGCUUGCAUUGUCCUAGGAGUCCUCUUUAUAGUCAGUUCAUUUACCAUUACUACAAAGUCUGUUAUUUCAUUGGCCAAUAUUUCUGUUCCAAGUAAGAAUCCAUCAGUAUAUCAGCUGGCCCUGAUAAAUGGGAUUCUCUGCAGUAUUCUUGCAAUAGUUAAGUUCAUCCUGGGGAUUAAACUAGAGAGCAAAGCGCUUACAACUGAUGCAUUUAACUCUCUAGCAGGUGCUUUAUCAGCAUUUGCAAUUUUUGUGACUUCUGUGACGUAUGAAGAAAACAGUCGUGUCUGGUAUCUGGACUCUGUAAUAGGCAUAUUUAUUGCUGUUUUCCUGCUUAUAUAUGGCACUAGGUUAUUAUGGGAACAAGAGAAGAUAAAUAACUACAGUACGUACUGUGGAACUAACUGUGCUUGCUGUAAACAUAAGUAAAACAUUGCCAAAGCUGUCUCAAUUUUUCAAUGAAGGCAUUGUGUACUUCACAGAAGGCUUAAUACCACUACCCCACUGAACAUAGUUUGGAAAAGCUACCCACCAAUGGCCACCAUCCAUCUGUCUGUCCAUUCGUUCAUUCAUCUGUCCAUGCGAUAACUCAAAUACUGGUUGACAGAUUGGGCUCAAAAUUUAAUGAUUGAAGCUUUAUGGGCAUUGCACAUCUGCUGAAGAAUGAAUUGCCAAUAUUGCCACUCAGUUUAAAAUGGCUGCCAUUUGUAGUGAAUAUGUAGCCUUUGAUAACUCAAAUACCAGCUGAUGCAUUUGGUUUAGAUUUUGAUGCCUCAGGAACAUGGAACCUCUGCUUAAGAACUUU
Messenger RNA from Owenia fusiformis, 1528 nucleotides. The record is from the annotation of a GenBank genome assembly. NCBI's taxonomy places the organism in Eukaryota, Metazoa, Annelida, Polychaeta, Sabellida, Oweniidae.